AUGCACAAAGAAAGGCCCCUUCGGUACUACUUUGACAAUAAGGACGAAUGGGUCCGGCGAGGAAUCAACCCUAUAUCUGCUGUGAAAAGCUACUUUGAGACUAAGGAGCACCUCCGAUUCGUACAGAGUCAAUGGGAUGCUAUGAAUCUAGCCAGUACUAUGAAUUUGUCUGGAGCUAUGAAACGACGUCUAUUACUAUUCAAAGCUUGUAUCAGCAACCCAUCUCGUCCCUGCGUGCCACGCCAUAACUGGAAAAUCUUCACCAAAUAUCUCCAGCCUUAUACAGGAUCUAUGAUCAAUCAUGUUCGCCACACAGAAGACAUUCACCAUACAGAUGAAGCUACUCACAAGGAAGGAGCAAUCUACGCUACCCUAGCCGUUUACUAUGUCGCUACCAAAGCGAAGCACCAAAAACCUACUAUGUAUGCCAUAAACCAGACUGCUGACAAAUUUAUCAUGGAAUUUAAAGGACAGCCUCCAACGCUAGGGAAACGCUUCGAAUUGUACUUGGCUGAGAUCGAUGAACCGAGCCAGUACGACCUCCCAGACCAUACGAAAAGCGAGCUAACUAUGGCAACAGGAUACUUCACAGUUGCCACUAUGGAUUAUGCCAAAUUCUCACCUUCGCUAGUAAGUGAACUCGCUAAUCGUUCUGCAGCUCACUAUCUUAGCUGCUUGCUAGGCAAUAAUCAAGAAUGUACAGCCAAGCUCACCCCUAGCAACGAAGAUGACACCAACGUAUAG
Messenger RNA from Talaromyces stipitatus ATCC 10500, 744 nucleotides. RefSeq lists its product as uncharacterized. Lineage: Eukaryota; Fungi; Ascomycota; Eurotiomycetes; Eurotiales; Trichocomaceae. The transcript is spliced from 5 exons. Bases 1 to 744 code for a protein of 247 amino acids. The record is from RefSeq and is a predicted model, not a curated record.